AUGAUCUUAACUAUAACAAAUAAAAUAAAGGAUUUUUAGUCUCUCUUAAUCAAUGUAAAUGAAAAAGUUAGCAAAUUAGAAAUAAACUUUAAAAAGGCAACUUUUGUUUAAGAAAAUGGAAUUAACUAGUUUAUGUCAAAUUUGUCAAAAUUCGCAGAUUUAAACCAUCUUACUAUAAAUUUAAUCUAAUAAUCUUUAAAUGAAAAUACAAUAUAAUCUCUUUCUCAAGUGAUUUAAAGCUUAAACAAAUUAGAAUCCUUUAGUUUUGAGUCUAGUAAAUAAGAUUUAUCAGCUUUAGAAUUAAAUUAUUUGCUAAGUUCUCUUGGCAAUCACUCUAGAAUUUAAAAUCUUAGCAUUAAAGCAACAUAUUGCAGCAACUAAGAAAGAAGUUUAACUGUAUUUAAACACAUAAAACACUCUAAAUCACUUAAAAAUUUCAAAUUUUCAUUCUAAGAUAAAAGUAAAGUGUAUGAUGGAGUAUUUAAAUACGAAGAAAAUUUGAAAAUUAUGAUCUUAAAUAUUACAAACAUCUUGCUUGAUGAAAGCGAAAUUCAAUCUUUAUCUUUAUUUAUCUAAAAUAAGAAAGAAUUAGAAUCAUUUAAACUCUAUUCUUAUGAUUCGAAUUAGUCUUCUGAACAAAUCAAAUAUUUAUUCAGUGCCUUUGAAGGCUUUUCAAAAAUCUAAGAUUUAGAAUUUGAGAUACCUUAAAAUAAUUCUGUAAUAAAAGAAUCUUUAUCAUUGUUUAAACAUUUAAGUUGCAAUAAUUCAUUGAAAACAAUUAAAUUUAGUUAAGAAGGAAACUCUUUUUAUUAUAUUAAUAAAUUCAAUGAAAUAUAUUUUUGCUUGGAUCGAAUCUCUUUAAAUGAUUUUGAUGCUUCAUCUCUUUCUUUAUUUUUUAAAGGAUAAGAUACAUAAAAAAUUAAAAUAGCUUUAAUUAGCUGCACAAUUUAAGCUAGCCAAUAUAAUAGCUUUUUUAACUUCUUUUAAGAUAAUUAAUAUGUUUAAUAACUAAUUUUGAGUUUUGAUCGUCAAAAAGUAAGCUCUGAAUAGUUUUAUGCUAUUAUUUAAUGUUUGAAAUAAUCAAAAUCACUCAAAUAAUUAAAAAUUGAAAUUAUGGGCUGUAAAUUAGAAAAGUAAGUAAAUGAAGCAUUAUCUUAUUAACUUUCUUAAUUAGAAAAUAUUGUAAGUUUAAAACACCUAAUUUUAUAUGACGAAAUCGACACAUCUUCCUUCAUUGAUUAAAUUAUAAAAAGUAAAUCUUUAUAAGAACUAGAGAUCUAUAUUUCUCAUUUAGAAUAAAAUGGCGAUUACCAUUUAAAAACUUAAAAACUUUUAAGUAUGCCAAACUUGAAAAAACUUAAAUUAAAUUUUAAUCUUGAAAAUAAUAACGGAAAUGAGUAAGAGUUUUUUAAAGAUUUAGAUAUUAUAAAAUAAACUAACUUAUAGCAACUAACAAUACAAUUAUAUUGUGGAAUUUCUAAUGAAAAUGUAAGGGAAUCAUAUGCAAAUAUAGGCAAAUAUCUCAACAAACAAUAAUUAAUUUACUGUCUAAAUAUUUUAGUGAAUGAUAAUUAUGGUUUUGAAUUAAGUGUAAUUCUAAUGAGUUAAUUUAUAAACUCUAAUAUAACUUCAAUCACAUUUAAUUUCACAAACGAGGAUCGAAGAUAUUAUAUUGAAAGCUCACUCUUAAAUAAGCUAUAAUUAUAAACAAUAAGAAAAAUGAAAAAGGUUGUUAGUUUGAAAUUUUCUUGA
Tetrahymena thermophila SB210 is the source of this 1752-nucleotide messenger RNA. RefSeq lists its product as hypothetical. The record is from RefSeq and is a predicted model, not a curated record. Lineage: Eukaryota; Ciliophora; Oligohymenophorea; Hymenostomatida; Tetrahymenidae. The transcript has a single exon.